Molecule: messenger RNA, 2053 nt
Organism: Ziziphus jujuba (common jujube)
Lineage: Eukaryota; Viridiplantae; Streptophyta; Magnoliopsida; Rosales; Rhamnaceae
Product: single-strand DNA endonuclease 1
Exons: 14
Coding region: 158-1966 (602 amino acids)
Molecular function (GO): DNA binding; 5'-flap endonuclease activity
Source: RefSeq, a predicted model, not a curated record
AUAUAUAAUUUCUUAUUAUUGCGGGUUGCAGUGUAUAUAUAUAUAUAUAUAUAUAUAUUGUAAAUAUGUUUUUUGUUCUUUUGAAAAAUGAAAGCUUUUAGAUUUUUCCCUCUAAGAAAGCAGUAAGCUUUGCAAAUCUCUCCGUUAGAGUUGAGAGAUGGGUGUGAAGAACUUAUGGGAUAUCUUUGAAUCCUGCAAGAAAACCCUUCCACUUCAUCAUCUUCAGAACAAAAGGGUAUGUAUAGAUCUCUCUUGCUGGAUGGUUCAACUGCAAAAUGUAAGCAAAUCACACUGUUUGAAGGAGAAGAAUUAUCUUAAAAAUCUUUUUCACCGGCUUCGAGCUCUCAUUGCUUUGAAUUGCAGCCUUAUUUUCGUUACAGAUGGGUCAAUUCCUGCUAUCAAAAUAUCAACUUAUAGACGCCGCUUGAAUUUACCGAGUGAAGUUAGUCAUGAUGGAAUAAACCCACAAAAGGUGUCUUCACUACGAAGAAAUAUGGGAUCUGAGUUUUCAUGCAUGAUAAAGGAGGCGAAACUUUUGGGCAUGGCACUUGGUAUUCCUUGCUUAGAUGGGAUUGAAGAAGCUGAAGCGCAGUGUGCAUUGCUAAACUCGGAAAAAUUGUGUGAUGGAUGCUUCACUUCAGAUUCAGAUGUUUUCCUUUUUGGUGGUCGGACUGUGUACAGAGAUAUCUGCCUUGGAGAUGGCGGUUAUGUAGUCUGCUAUGAAAUGGCAGACAUAGAGAAACAACUUGGAUUUGGAAGGAACUCAUUGAUUACACUUGCCGUACUAAUUGGCAGUGACUAUUCUCAUGGAGUUCAUGGAUUGGGUCCUGAAUCAGCAUGUCAGAUUGUUAAAUCUAUUGGAGACAAUGUUGUCCUCCAAAAAAUAGCAUCAGAGGGUCUUGCAUUUGCUAAGAAGACAAAAGGUUCAAAGAAACAGCCAAAAAAUGGUUCAAAGAAACAGCCAAAAAAUUCUAAUUGCAGCAAGGAGAACUCUUUGGAUCACAAGAUUAAAGUGAAUGAAACUGUGAAUACUUCACAAAGGGAUGAUCAGUUCUUGCAAGUGAUCGAUGCAUUUUUAAACCCUAAGUGCCACGCGGCAGAUUCUGAUGCAGUCCAUAGGGUUCUUGCUCAGCACCCAUUUCAACAUGUCAAUCUUCAGCAGAUAUGUGGUCAGUUCUUUGAGUGGCCUCCUGAGAAAACAGAUAAAUAUAUUCUCCCAAAAAUUGCUGAAAGAGAUUUACGACGCUUUGCCAAUUUACGGUCAACUUCAUUAGAACUUGGACUAAAGCUGCUUCUGCAUGAGAUGCCAACCAAGUGCCCUGUGUCUGAAAUCAUCAAGCAGAGAAAAGUACAGGGAAAGGAAUGCUACGAGGUUUCAUGGGAAGAGAUGCAUGGGCUUAAAACCUCUGUAGUACCAGCAGAUCUGUUAGAGAGUGCAUGUCCUGAGAAGAUUGUGGAGUUUGAAGAAAGAAGAGCUCAAAAGAAGAAACAGAAUCACCCCAAAGCAAAACCAAAAAAAUCAAGAAACAUGUCUUGUGUGGAUGACGAUAAUAUUUAUCAGAAACUUCAAAAUCUUUUGCUUGACACUGAAUCUGGAAGCAAUAGUGCGCAAUGCCCUCUUGCUACGCGAGCAGUGAUCUCGGCAAAUGCAAUGCCUGCCAGAGAAGCAAAUCCGACAAUCAGAGACCCACUUGUUCAUAUGAAGUUGGAAAGUAGCCACCAUUAUGGUUCCUCCAUAUCUGGCCAUGAAGUUGGUCAAAGUGCUUCUCAAUGUGAGAUUAUUGACCUCUUAAGCCCUUCCCCACAAAUACGACAUCGUACAGUAUCUGAACAUGAAAAUGGAAACGUGCAGCGUAUUGAUGUAAUAAAUUUGAGUGACUCAGAAACGGAAAUGUCAGUUGAACAUGAGAGGAAGGCUAGAGACUUGAGAUCGUUUAUAGCCACCAUCAAGAAUGACAACUCUUGACUUGGAUUAACGUGUAAAAGACACUUAAUUCUUAAGUUUUUUUUUUUUGAAGAUUCAGCUUUGAAAUGAAAUCAAUGUUGUGUAGCA